GUGAGACACAGACACGCUAAACGACACAGCCAAAGCUCAAAGCUGCAGUUCCCACCGGAACGGGCCCAGCCCGAUUUGACCCCGCGUCUCACGGCUCGCCGAACAUCGGACAUCAGCGGCUUGUUUCCAAAGGCAGGGACUGUAUCGAGGCACACAUGAUUGUAGAACAGCUUCUGAAUAUACCCCUGAUAUUCACGCCCAAACAUAACCCCCUCCAUCCUCACCGUAAACCACCGUCGACACCAUGGCCUCGGACGGGAUCAAGAAUGUGCUCAUCACCGGCGCGUCCGGCAUGAUCGGGCCUCUGCUCGCCGCCCGCCUUUUGCAGGAGCCCGGCUACCGCGUCGUCCUCACCGAUGUCAUCACCCCCAAGGUCCCGCCGGGCGUCGCCCACCCGGAGAACGCCAUCUGCGUCCAGGCCGACCUGACCGACCCGACCUCCCUCGACGCCCUGUUCGCUGCAGCCCCCAAGCCGCUGGCCGCCGCCUUCAUCUUCCACGGCAUCAUGUCGGCCGGGUCCGAGGUGAACCCGGACCUGGCCAUGCGAGUCAACCUGGACGCCACCCGCGCCAUCCUGUUCAAGCUCGCGGCGGAGCAGCCCGGCGUGCGCGUCGUCUACGCCUCGUCCAACGCCGUCUACGGUACGCCGCUCCCCGACGUCGUGACGCCCGACACGACGCCGACGCCGCUGGGCGUCUACGGCGCCACCAAGUACAUGUGCGAGAUCCUCGUCAACGACCUGAACCGCCGCGGCCUGCUCGACGCCUUCAGUGUGCGCUUCCCCUCGGUCUCGGUCCGCGCCGGCGCGCCCUCGCCCGCCGCCAGCGCCUUUUUGUCGGGAAUCAUCCGCGAGCCCAUGGCCGGGCUCGAGUGCCGCGUCCCCAUCGCGGACCGCCAGUUCAAGGCCACGCUGUGCACGCCCCGCGUCUGCGUCGAGAACCUGGUGCGCGUCAUGGGCUGGCCCGCCGACAAGCUGCCACCGCACAAGCGCGCCCUCAACUUCCCGGGCGUCAUCGCGAGCGUGCAGGAGAUGCUGGACGCCCUGGCCAGGUACGGCGGCGAGGAUAAGCUAAAGUUGGUCAAGGAGGAGCAGAACGAGGUUAGCGAGAGGCUCCUGCGCAGCUGGGCGUGGAACAUUGACUACUCGCGCGAGCUGGGGCUGGGCCUGGAGAGGGACCAGAGCGCGGACGCAUUGGUGAAGGAGUACAUCGACAGCCUAAAAAAGUGAGCAGGUAACUAAGCGAGUAUAUCCCUCCCAUUUUCCACACCACUUCCU
Messenger RNA from Gaeumannomyces tritici R3-111a-1, 1276 nucleotides. RefSeq lists its product as hypothetical. Bases 245 to 1228 code for a protein of 327 amino acids. The transcript has a single exon. The record is from RefSeq and is a predicted model, not a curated record. NCBI's taxonomy places the organism in Eukaryota, Fungi, Ascomycota, Sordariomycetes, Magnaporthales, Magnaporthaceae.